Erpetoichthys calabaricus (reedfish) is the source of this 2775-nucleotide messenger RNA. RefSeq names its product chloride channel protein C-like. Gene Ontology annotation, biological process: chloride transport; transmembrane transport. NCBI's taxonomy places the organism in Eukaryota, Metazoa, Chordata, Cladistia, Polypteriformes, Polypteridae. The record is from RefSeq and is a predicted model, not a curated record. Gene Ontology annotation, molecular function: voltage-gated chloride channel activity. Bases 147 to 2606 code for a protein of 819 amino acids. The transcript has 16 exons. Gene Ontology annotation, cellular component: intracellular membrane-bounded organelle; membrane.
GGGUUACAGUGUCACAAAAUAUCAGUAGCUGUGCUCACCCAGCAGCCUGUAAAUCUCUUGUAUACAGAAAGGAAAUCGCCCAUCUGAACUCAAAAUCAUUAAUUGACUUUUCAAGUUAAGUAAAAGACUCUUUCAAUCUAUUAACCAUGAGUAGUGGCAAGCGACAUAAUGGUUUUCAGGACUUUCCCGAUGCUGGAAAAAGACAAAAUGCUAAUUCUAAAUUUACCAAAGAAGACAGAAUGCGACUGGCAACGUUUGAAGGCUUGGAUUUUGUCCCUUCACACAGCAAAGUGUAUCAAGCAUGGCUAAAGAAAAGAGGUUCAAGUUUGCACGCUGACUGGGACUACUGGCUUAUGAUGGGGCUGACUGGCAUAGGCACUGGAGUGACAGGAUUUUUGACAUAUCAAACAAUCAAAUUACUAACAAGGCUGAAGUGGGAAUUUGUUCUUCCUUACAUACAGGACAGCAAUUACAUGCUUACAUGGAGCUAUGUGUUUGGAAUCAGCGCUGUAAUGAUGAUUGUCUCAUCUUUAUCAGUCCUGUUUGUUUGCCCAACAAGUUCUGCAAGUGGCCUGCCUGAAGUAAUAGCUUUACUGAAUGGAGCAGCAAUCAAUAAUGUUUUCAAUUUGAGGACAUUUCUUGGUGUUACAAUCUCCUUUAUUCUGUCAGUAGCGGCGGGGAUUUUCUGUGGGCCAGAAGGACCAAUGAUUAUAUUAGGAGCUAUUGUAGGAAGCAGCUUUAGCCAACUUGAAUCUGACAUAUUUCGCUUCAGACUACCUAUUCAAAGGUUUAGGAACUUGGCAGACAGGAGCAAAUUUAUCAUGGCUGGCGCUGGAGCAGGACUGGCCUCCGUAUUCAGGGCCCCUGUUGGAGGACUUCUCUUUACAAUUGAGGAGGUUGCCUUUUCUGGGGAUAUAAGACUGGCCUGGCAGACUUUCUUUUGUUGCAUGAUGGCUGCUUUAACUACAGACAUUCUUACUUCCGCUUUUGAAGGCUACAUCUACCAAGGACACUUUGGCAUAUUUCAAGCAGCUAAGAGCAUUGUAUUUUGGGUAAACAAUUUUGAAGAUAUGAGCAUAUUGGCCUUUAUUCCAGCUGUCAUCAUAGGAAUCAUAGGAGGACUUCUUGGAUCUGCAUUUGUCUUCUUGAAUAUAAACCUAAAUAAAUUUCGUCGCAAAAUGUUUGGGAAGAUCAAAAAUUUGUAUAUCAGAAAGUUUUGUCAGCUAUUGGAAGUGCAGAUAAUUCUGCUGCUGACACUUACUGUUACAAUCUAUGUGCCAAGUUUCUUUCCGUGCACUUCAGCUGACAAUUAUGAAUUACCUACUUUAAUAAAUGAGUCCAUGCAGUUGAACACAUCUGAUGUGAUUAUAAACAAGAAUGCAUUUUACCUAUUCAAUUGUCCAAAAGGGCUUUCUUGGAAAGGACCAAAUGAAGAAAUAUUUUCUAACAGAACUAUAAAUCAAGUUGCAACCCUUCUGGUGGAAAAUGGCAGAAAUGGCAUUACUUACCUGUUUAACAGAGAUUUUCCUGAGCUCUUUGGCUACCCAGCUCUCUUCAUUGGACUAGCUUCCUAUUUCUUCUUCUCUUGUUGGGCAGCUGGCUCUGCUUUAGCAGGUGGUCUUGUAGUACCCAUGUUAUACACUGGAGCACUUUAUGGAAGAAUUGUUGGGUUGUCAACGAUUUCUAUUUUUGGAAUACCAACAGAUAGAUAUGGAGCUUGGAUUAAUCCUGGGUUGUUUGCAACAAUUGGAGCAGCAUCAUACAUGAGUGGUGUGACGCGCAUCACAAUUUCACUCACUGUUCUAAUGAUUGAGGUCACAAAUGAUAUUCAGGCACUUCUACCAAUUACUGUGGCAGUUAUGGUUGCCCAAAGGGUUGGAGACAUGCUGACACAACCUUUUUAUUCAGCAACUCUUGAACUGAAGUGUGUCCCUAUUCUUCCUGAGGACCCAAAAGUGAAAAUCAAUAAAAACGAUUUAAAUCUGGAACUAUUCACUGCUGGGAAUAUCAUGAAACGUAAUCCAAGAACAGUUCAUCUCAGGGAAUCUGUUGUUUGUUUAGCAAGACUUCUGCAGGACACUCAACACAGUGCAUUCCCUGUGAUCCAUAAACCCGACCAAGAUCACCAUGAAGUCUUUGUAGGAACAAUAACUAGAAUGGAGCUUUGCAAGCUGUUACAAAGUGAAAGGAUUUUUGAAUCAGAAGACUUAAAGAGUGAUGUUUAUAUCAAUCAGCUGAGCUAUGAAGAGAUCAAUACUGAAAAGCUCAGCAAGCUUGCUGCUACAAAUCAAGUCAUUAAUAAAUAUAUUAGUGACCCUAAAUAUGAGGAUGUUUUCAUCAAUCUGGAGCCCUAUAUUAACCAGUCAGCCACCACAGUUCAUGAUGGGUUCUCAUUGCAUCGCACAUACAGAAUUUUCCAAAAACUGGGACUGAGACAUCUAACUGUUGUGGACAAGAAGAACCAAGUAGUAGGGAUCAUUACACGGAAGGACCUAAUGGAGUUCAAUCUGGAAGAGAUGCUUGAGCCUUCUGUUUGUCAACCUAAAUCAGACACUGAACUGAUAUUCCUGAUGAGCAUGCCACAUGAAUCUUCUCAUGAUAUUUAAAAUGUCAGUUAUGAGUGUUAAAUUAUUAAAAUGUUGACAGUUAUCAAAAGAAAAAUGAAAAAUUGAUUGCUUUCUCCACUUUACAUUUUUGCUUCCUAAUUAUUUAUAACAUUUUUGUGAGUUGGGAAGUAGAAUGAUACUUUACAGAAUAUGUACAUAUUGAAAACAA